Molecule: messenger RNA, 2889 nt
Organism: Sparassis crispa
Lineage: Eukaryota; Fungi; Basidiomycota; Agaricomycetes; Polyporales; Sparassidaceae
Exons: 12
Coding region: 1-2889 (962 amino acids)
Molecular function (GO): protein binding
Source: RefSeq, a predicted model, not a curated record
AUGGCCGCUAAGAAGGCUGUCGUAUUGAAAAACAGAGGGAAUGACUUCUUCAAGAGCGGUCGUCUGAGCGAAGCUGCUUCAUUGUAUUCUGAGGCCGAGAAGCUGUCGCCUUCUGACCCUGUCUACGCGUCAAACCUGAGUGCAGCUCUUUAUGAAGCCAGCAACUAUCCUGAAUGCAUAGAUGCGAUCAUUCGCUCUUACAAGCUUAUAAAUUCUGGCUCAAACUCAGUUCUAGCGUCGAAGCUCUCAGCGCGGCUCUGCAAGGCCUUAUGUCACGGUCUCCGCAGCGGUGCAAUCUCGGACAAAUUCAUACGCGAACGUGCAGAUGAUAUCUCUCGGCUUGAAACGGUUCUCUCUGGCUCUGCAGAGAGCGACCCGAAGAGCUCGCAAGUAUGGCAGCUGUUUAGAGCCAUCGAAAGCGAGUCGGGGGAUCGUCGUCAGACCGGUAGCGAUGCUUUGGGGAGGUUGUCUUGCCUACCUGUUUUCAAGAAACCACCGAGCUUUUGGGUGGACUAUCACACGAUUGGACAGGACUCGGUUAUGUCAAUGAUUGACGAUGCUGGUCCCGAAAGUCCGUCUCGUUUGGAUCUGAGCAAAAUGUCGGACGACGAACUAGGCGAUAUCGCGUUCAUGUUUGGGGGAAUUGGAGACGCCCGUCACGUGUUUGGUACAAUAUAUAGACUACAGAAAGUGUGCAAAGAACUCCCGCAGGAUAAGCGCGACAAAGUCCACAUGCAUAUGACCCUUCUGGACUUCCACCCCGGUGCACUAGCACGCGACCUCUGCGUGCUCAUGCUGCUUCAUGAUCUCGUCGAAGCUGAGGCGACUGAUCCCAUUGCUUUGGCCGAAAUGAAAGCGACCCUCUUUUACACUUACGUCGGCAUCGCAAUGCCCGAAUACUGCCAUGAACGGCUCCAAAACGUGAUCAAAGACUUGCAAUCACGUCUCUCAGAACGGCCUUCACGGUUCCCUUCGUGGAUACAUGUUGACACAGAAGCCGUCCCCGGUAUCUUGGAAGCAUUGAAGGUCUGGUCCACGAUUGCUGAUAACACAAAUACUGCGCAAAUGCUAGCUGCACACCACCCCAUUUCCGCGGGCAAGUCCCCACUGGACUUUCUCGACGACCCAAAGAUCUCCCCGGCUUACAAGCAGAUGAUAGAGAAAAACUUGGCAGAUAAACGCCUCAAAGCGACCGAAGUGGUGAGGGCACUUCCGCCGGAGACACUCGAGAAGAUGGGGUUGGUAGACCCAGGUCCUGACGCCACGCCUCGCCAAAAGAGACUUUACAAGGAAUGCUUCCAGGGGGUUGUCGAUUCAACGCUGGAGCUCGUGUUCUCUGGGACCGGCACUAUGUCUGUAGAGAAAAUGUGGUAUGACCAGAAUAAGGUUUUUCUGCCACCGCCUGAGCUGUGGUCCCGCCAUCCUGGUUUCGAGGAUUUUGCCGCAUUCAAGAACCAGUUGAAAAAGGCUAAGCCAUCCAUGGCUAAGAGUUGGAAGAAGCAUAUUGAACAGACUUGGAAGCCCAAUCCAACUCUCUACGAUUACCGCCAUCCCGGUCGCGAGCCUUUUCUCGGAUUUAAUCCCUGGAAUACCCCCGGCUGCAUCGAUAAAUUCAAUGUGCGGUUUGGGUUCAACACGAUUUCUCCGCAUACUAUCUAUGCUGAUGCGCCGACGUACACCCAUCUGGCGGACUUCUUCGGCGCCGUCGCGGACAGCCUGAAGAUCCUGAAGGGACAGCUUAAGCUGGAGUUGUUGUUUGCUGAACUGACUCAGGAGUCCGUCAAGAUGAGGUUCAAUAGUGACCACACACGCUCUCCUGAAUUUCCUCGGACAUUUACGAGAUCAUAUGUCAGCAACGUCCCGGACUAUACGCACGGGACGAUUAACAUGUUGCUGUACUCAUUGCCACUAGUUCGCUGUGGGCGCGAAUCGGUUGUAUCGGCUCAUUCGCUCCUGAACACUGGUAUCUGGCGAGACGAUGAGGAGUUCAUCUACACGUAUACGCUUCUCCGUUCAACCGACAUACCUCGAUACUUUGGUUGUCGUCUGAUCAGUAAGGAAGCUGUUCACCGUCUUGUCGUUCUGGGCAACAAACCUCUUCCCCGGCCGCUCUCUGAACUGGCUACGCGAGAGGAGCUCGUCGUUUGGCUCACACGGACCUUGAUCUACACUGUCAUUCCCGGGACCAGUGGCCUCGGAUACUUCAGAGCCAAGAUGCCGAAUAACCUUAUCCCAUUCUUCACCCUUCUUGUGCACCUCCACAGUGUUGGCUACCCUGCACACUGGCUCUCCGAGUUCUUGCAGUGUAUCCUCGACGACGAUCUGACGACAGACAUCGCGCCGUACCUAGACAAGUGGCCCAUCCCCGUGUCGGAUAUCAACCGUCGUGUGCCAAAGCGGAAGAUCCGGCUGGAUAUACUGCAUGCUGAGUUCGAAAACGUGCUUGCAUUGUCCCACCGCGGGUUCCCCUUCGCAAUCUCUCUGCCGGCAGAUUUCGUCACCUCUCACAAGGAGGUUGGAGUUUUCGAGGCCUCUGUGCGCUCGUCCUCUCCUAUGCUCUCGUCACCAUCCAGCUCGAUCCCUCCGUUCGACCCAGCUGUAUACCUCCUCUUCUAUAAACCUGCGCCAAACUUGACAGCUUCCGCUGUGGUUACUGCUCUGCCCUCCAUCCUGGAUGGUAAGAUGGAGCCGCCCCCUGGCGAGAUCUAUAUUCUGACCGCGCAGGAGACGUUUGAUCUGGAUGCCAGAAAGGUCUCAUGGAUGUUGAGUAAGAGGCGAGCGCGCAAGAUGAAGAGGGAGGGGUGGGUUAUGGUCGCAUAUCGUACAGACUGCAAGGAGCCGAUGACUCAUCCAGUACCAGCUUCGCAAUGGGAGGACACGUCCUUCUGA